This is a messenger RNA of Poeciliopsis prolifica (blackstripe livebearer), 2624 nucleotides long. RefSeq names its product UDP-N-acetyl-alpha-D-galactosamine:polypeptide N-acetylgalactosaminyltransferase 14 (GalNAc-T14) (gene galnt14). The transcript has 13 exons. The record is from RefSeq and is a predicted model, not a curated record. Gene Ontology annotation, cellular component: Golgi apparatus. NCBI's taxonomy places the organism in Eukaryota, Metazoa, Chordata, Actinopteri, Cyprinodontiformes, Poeciliidae. The coding region runs from base 16 to 1401 and encodes 461 amino acids.
AAUAGCUCAGAUGUCAUGUUCAUUACUCUCUGUGCUGGCAGGUGCAGCGCUCUUCACUACGACUCAGAUCUUCCUGCAACAUCCAUCAUCAUCACCUUCCACAAUGAGGCCAGAUCCACGCUGCUGCGCACCAUCAAGAGUGUGUUGAAUCGGACACCAGUUCAUCUAAUCCAUGAGAUCAUCCUGGUGGACGACUUCAGCAACAACGAAAGCGACUGCCAGCUUCUCACCAAACUGCCUAAAGUCAAAUGUCUUCGUAACAACAAGAGAGAAGGCCUGAUCCGGUCCAGAGUGCGAGGGGCCGACGCUGCCAGGGCCAAAGUCCUGACCUUCCUGGACAGCCACUGUGAGGUCAACAAAGACUGGCUGCCCCCCCUGCUGCACAGGAUCAAACAGGAUCCAACUCGUGUGGUCAGCCCUGUCAUCGACAUCAUCAACAUGGACACCUUCGCCUAUGUGGCGGCCUCAGCGGACCUCCGUGGAGGGUUUGACUGGAGUCUCCAUUUUAAGUGGGAGCAGUUAACAGCGGAGCAGAAAGCACGCCGGACCGACCCGACCCAGCCGAUCAAGACGCCGAUCAUCGCAGGCGGGCUCUUUGUGAUUGACAGAUCCUGGUUCAAUCAUCUGGGGAAGUACGACACGGCCAUGGACAUCUGGGGCGGGGAAAACUUUGAGAUCUCGUUCCGGGUCUGGCAGUGUGGUGGCAGUCUGGAGAUCCUGCCCUGCAGCAGAGUGGGUCACGUCUUCAGGAAGAAACACCCGUACGUGUUCCCUGAAGGCAACGCCAACACCUACAUCAAGAACACACGGCGCACAGCCGAGGUGUGGAUGGACGACUUCAGUCUGUUUUACUACUCGGCCCGGCCGGCCGCGCGAGGGAAGUCCUAUGGAGACAUUCGAGGCAGAGUUGAACUUCGGAAGAAGCUCAAGUGCAAAUCCUUCAAGUGGUACUUGGACAAUGUGUACCCUGAGCUCAAGGUCCCAGACGAUUCGGACUCCCAGUCAGGUGUGAUCCGACAGCGGCAGAACUGCCUGGAGUCCCGGCGGGUCGAGGGCCAGGAGAUGCCCGUCCUCACACUGGGCCCCUGCGCAGCAGCAGAGGGGGGCCCCACCAGCAGUCAGGAGUGGGUGUACACUCACGGGCAGCAGAUCCGUCAGCAGCAGCACUGCCUGUCGCUGUCGACCACCUUCCCUGCAUCGCAGGUCCUCAUGCUGCCCUGCAACAUGGCGGACGGGAAGCAGCGAUGGCAGAAAUCAGGGACCCACCUGGAGCACAUCGUGUCUCGAUUCUGCCUGGACUCGGAGAUGGCUCUGGACGGCAUGGACUCGUCCCGCAUGCUGGUCAUCAGCCCCUGCGAACUGAGCGCCUACACACAGAGAUGGGAAGUUCCCUUCUCCUGACCUCGUGACCCUGGGCCUCCAGAAACCUGCUUUAUCACUCUGACUCUCCACCGGCGAGAGCUUUGGCCCAGCGCUCCACUUCCACUGACCGGAGCGGCGGGAGCGACGUCAGCACCGAGCCGAAGAUUACCGCACAGAAACAUGAUGAAGACGAAGGGCUGAAGCAACAGAGGAUCAGAAGGAUGCAUGGGUCAAAUUAAAGAGUUUGAAACUAAGUGCACCUUAAAACUGUCAAAGCUGGGCAGAAACUUUUCACAAUGAGGGAAAAAAAAUAACGUCUGGUUAUUAUUUACAACAAACACGUUUCUUCUUCAAGCUGUUUAAUCAUCAGAAAGAUGAAUAGUAAGCACAAGUCAUGUUUACCACAUAACUCAUCAUCAUUAACAGUGCAGAUGUGUUUCCUGUUGCAUUCAGCAGGAACGAUUAAGACCUCGUCAAAAUAAAAGCCAUUCAGGCCGGGGGAUAAGUAUUCCAACAUUUAAUCUAAGUUUGAGAUUUUUUACAUAAAGUAUUUUCAAAAGCAUUUUUCUGCAAAAACCUUAAACCCAAAACUAUAAAAAUUAGAACAAAUUAGCAUUUUAUUGUUGCUUCAUCACUUCCUGUUUUGCCAGCACUUUAAAAUAAACUGGCUUGUUUUUUGCCAUGUUUUCUAGAUUUUUUUGGUACAGAUCAAACAUUUCAGGUUAGCUGGAGAUUAUCUUGAAAAGAACACAAAGCUCUGAAGUAUUUCUGCAUCAUUGUGUAUUAAUGUCGGUUUGCAAGGUGCUGGCUUUUGAAGAAGUUCUCAUUAAAACAUCAGUCAAAAUACAUAUUUUCACUUAUCUAACCAAAUAAUAUUUUGUUUUACUGCCUGAAAGCUUUACAUGACCUAAUCUUCAUGAUGUUUCUUCAUUGUGUGCAACUUGUUUCAUUCUUCACAUUAUCAGCACAUCCUCUGCAGAGAUGUUUCCUCUCAUGUAGCGACAGAAUCCCAAACAAAGGCUACAUUUUAUUUCUAGUCAAAUUAACAGCAAACAGAUUAUUGCUGAUGAAAUUCAAACCUUCAAUCCUGGUGUCAUGUGAUGAUGAUUCCUGUUUUUGUUAUCCUGAGGAUCUAAACAGAUAAAGUUACUGCUGAUCUACAGGCUCCUCCACUUCCCUCACUUUUUUUCUCACUUCAUCUGCAGCUGCAUCAUCUUGAUAUCCUCACUGAUUCCUGAAUAAAGUUUUAUAAUUCCUCUUUC